AUGUUUCUUCUGCUGUGCGCCAUCCAGCUUGUGUUUCGCCAGACCCCUCCAGAACACCAGCCGAGUCGACCCCCGUUUUGUCGUCUGCUCAGGACAUAUCGGCCAUAUCGUUAUUUUGGCCGCUUUCAAGUUGCAUCUACCCCGAGAUAUGAGCUGGUAAUCGGUGUGGAUGUCUUGAAACAUGGUGAGGACAUGUCAGAUCCAGAUGAGGAUUUCACCGACCUCAGUUCCAUGUGGAACUAUCAUCUACCCCAACGGAGGGAUAUCUUCACUUGCUACGCAACCAAUCGUCAUGAAAGAUACUGGGCUACAUGCCUUGCAACUAUCUAA
Cadophora gregata is the source of this 330-nucleotide messenger RNA. RefSeq lists its product as uncharacterized. NCBI's taxonomy places the organism in Eukaryota, Fungi, Ascomycota, Leotiomycetes, Helotiales, Ploettnerulaceae. The coding region runs from base 1 to 330 and encodes 109 amino acids. The transcript has a single exon. The record is from RefSeq and is a predicted model, not a curated record.